CAUUAACCCGCGGCACGUCUGUCUUCCAGUUUAACCCCAUGGAGGACGAAGACAUCGACAUGGAGACGGUUCACGACAGCCAGGCCUUCAUCCACCAUCACCUCAACCUGCUGGAGCGCCCGUCCACGCCAGGUAAGGAGCCCCCACUGGCGGAGCAGACCCUGCCGUCCAUGUCGGCCGCACCUGUGCCCCCGUUCUCCAAGGACGCCGCCUCCCUGUCCUCCAAGCACGGAGGAGACCACGCCCACCACCACCACCAUCACCACCACGAGCACAAGAAGAAGAAAAAGAAGCACAAGCACAAACACAAGCACAAGCACAAGCACGACAGCAAGGACAGGGACAGGGAGAACCCGUACGCCUUCAGCAACAGCCCCGCCAGCGGACGCUCUCUACGCUCCCCCUCGCUGUCCGACUGAACCCGCUGACAUCAUCGCCACGCCGCCCUCUGGAGCUCCAACAGAACCAGCCGCCGCGCCGGGCCCCCCCGUCUCCAGCUCUGGACGCCGGGCCCCCCCGUCUCCAGCUCUGGACGCCGGGCCCCUUGCAGCAAUCUUCUUUGGAGCAGCAGAACCAAGGCUUGUUCCUCAGGUUGUUCCAGGGAUUCCAUUUUCAUCCAAUCACCUUCAGCAGUGGGAUGGUUCAGAAGUUCUGCUUUUAGUCCGGCCCACUUUGCUCUGGUAACCUCUGCAGAAGUAGAACCGGACCCAGACUGGACUCCACAGGUUCUGGUUUCAUGCUGGGUUCUGCAAGUGUUUCCUGGAUCUUAGAACCAAUGUCGGGUCAGAACCGAGCUUCUGCUGCCAAUCAGACGCCACCCGGUGGGGCCUUCAGGUAUUACACCAACACAAACUAGAUCCACAGAGCAGGUUCUGUUCAGAUUCCGGUACUGGUCUGGGCCAGUCUGCGGUUCUGUUCAGAUCCUGGUACUGUUCUGGGUCAGUCUGCAGUAACGCCUGAUCAGCCAACAGCCAUUCAGGUUGAUUGUCCCGCCCCCUUCCUCUGAUUGGCUUCUCUAUGUGAGCUGAUUGGAAACUGGAAAUCCUGCUUCUAGCUUCCUGUAGCAUCGGCCAUGUUCUUCUGUUGUGGCUGCAGAGGACCGGGCCCCGGCCCCGGCCCCAAGGACUGGAUGACCCAGUAGAUUCUGAGCCGACUGGUGGUUAUGAAUAAAACUGGGUUUAUGUUUUAUCUUUAUUUUCUAUAGAAAUCUGCUGUUCUGUCAUUGGAACCAUGAAUAUUGUGAUCAUUAAAUUCUAC
Cyprinodon variegatus (sheepshead minnow) is the source of this 1257-nucleotide messenger RNA. Its product is annotated as transcription initiation factor TFIID subunit 2-like. The transcript is spliced from 2 exons. The coding region runs from base 39 to 419 and encodes 126 amino acids. Lineage: Eukaryota; Metazoa; Chordata; Actinopteri; Cyprinodontiformes; Cyprinodontidae. The record is from RefSeq and is a predicted model, not a curated record.